Messenger RNA from Bactrocera oleae (olive fruit fly), 581 nucleotides. NCBI's taxonomy places the organism in Eukaryota, Metazoa, Arthropoda, Insecta, Diptera, Tephritidae. The record is from RefSeq and is a predicted model, not a curated record.
ACCGAGUGUGAACACAAUGGAGAAUGGCAAAAUAAAAUCGAUAUUAAUCAAAAGUAUUCGGCGUGAAAUCGCAGCCAAUUGGAUUAUCCGAAUUGUUGUAUGCAAACUGUUUGUUAUACCUUUAGAAAUGAAGGAGUUUGAGCAAAGUUCUUCCGAAAUUGUAUCGACAAAAUUUAAAAAUGUUGGAAGUAGUUACUUAAAAUUAAAAGAAUCGAAAGAAAUAAAGCACAGUAUAUGCAAUAUAUCAGAAAUGCUUAAUACAGGGCUCGACUCACAUAUGCUAGAGAUUUGCAUAAAGUUGUUGGAAACAGGCAUACAUCCUCAAGCAAUAGCGGAAGUUAUUUUCAAGAUAAGGCAGAACCUUCAAUCUCUGGUUGGCAAACUUUUUGCAAUGGUUAUGAAGAAAUACAUCUAAAAAAGGUGACAUGGUAUGAAUUAAAUUGCAGAAACAUUGCUGUAACGUGCAUUUAAAGUUGCUUAAAUAAAUUAUCAGUAAAAUUCACUUUUUUUUUUGUUAACAUGUAUAGAUCUAACCACAUCAAAUACUCAUAGAAUAAAUUCAGUCUUUCGUUUCAUUAAUA